Theileria equi strain WA is the source of this 948-nucleotide messenger RNA. Its product is annotated as ema family member protein. The coding region runs from base 94 to 948 and encodes 284 amino acids. The transcript has a single exon. The record is from RefSeq and is a predicted model, not a curated record. NCBI's taxonomy places the organism in Eukaryota, Apicomplexa, Aconoidasida, Piroplasmida, Theileriidae.
GGAACGUCGCAUCUCUGUGUUUUUUGUCUCUGGUAGUCUGAACACUCAACGUAUACCAUCAUUUUGCUAAAAUUUGCAAAUUAAGGUAUUAAAAUGAUUGCAAAGUCUGUCUUAGGAGCUAUCGCUCUCAUAUAUUUGGCAACCUCUGGCGUUGUUUCCGCCGAAAAGAAGAAGAAGAAGAGUGAGAAGAAAGGAUCUGAGUCCAAAGCUGGAAAGGCCUCUGUAAAUGUCAACAAGGAUGUUAUAGAGCACGUCACUGUCACCCCAAACGAAGAUGGAACCGUAGUUCUCUUCACUGCUCAUGAAGGUUAUUCGAUUGAAAAGGUGUUCGAGGGUUCUACCUUUAUUACCAAGUUCAAUUUGGAAGCUUACUCCCCUAAGUCUGUGACAAAGCAUAUGAAGAAUGGUAAGAUCUAUGUAACCGCUGCCGUAGAAAACGCUCUACAUCUUGCUUACAAGAAGGAUGGUGACAAAUAUGAAGAAAUGCCAAUUAUUGACUUCUAUGAGGAGGUUUUAUUAAAGGGACGCGAGGUUGCCACCGUUGACCUUGAGAAACUCGAGGGACCUCUUUUCACCGUUACAACUUUUGGAUCUGGUAAGAAGCACACAUUCUCUUCAGAAAAGAAGCGUGUCGGCAAACUUGUUGCUGACGAUGAUACCCUCAUUAAGGGUGAAGAAGAGUUUGUGACGGAAUUGUGCGUCUUUGUUGGCGGUGAAAAGAGCGUAGCUAGAGUUGUUUAUCUCUACAAGGGCGAUAGUAGAAUCAAGGAGGUAUUCUUCCAAAAGACUGAGGAGGGCUGGACCAGAGUUGAGGUUGAUACCGCCGCCGAAAUUUUGCAUAGCAUAGAUUCUACAUUCUCUGCUGAUUAUAAAACUAUCUACGACGGAUUCUCCGCAUACAGCGUAUUCUUUGCUGUUUUGGCUAUUGCGUUCUCUACCGUCUUCUAA